AUGGAUCAUCCAUUCCUCGCCAAAGAGCCGACCUCCACGCUGGUCCUCAUCACUCCUCAGAACCAGUUCCUGGAUCUACGCUUCUGCCGCAACUCCAUCACGCCCCGCCUCGUCGGUGGCACCGCCGGCACCUACAUCCGGACGAGCACAUCCGGUAUGCGGGCCUACACCCUCGACGCACUUGACCCGCACCCGCAAAACCACCUGCACUCGCUGCGGUGCCAGGCAAACGGUGACAUAUACGAGACGGGCGUGCUUCCGAACCCCGGCAGCGGCACAGAAGAUCUGACCUACGAGGCUGUCUGGCGGGUGUCUCCCGUGCAGCCCAGGCUCGCCGUGGUGCUGGCGUAUCGCGGAACUCACGGACAGGGCGUGGUGGUGCGGGUCGGCUCCUGGUGCCAGGGACUGCUGGUUAAGGGGAAGCUGAUCACCGCCGAGAGGUGGCAGAAGCUGGAUGGCAGGUGGGUGAGGGUGAUGAGGCUUGGGAAUGCGUGGUUGCCCUGUGGGGUUGCAUGUGUCGACCGCGAUGAGGCUGCGGACAAGGCCCUGUGGCAGGGAGCAAGGUAUUGGAGGGAGGCUACGGGACUGAAAUUUGUGGUCGAAAAGGUCAUUGGCUUUGGAGAUCGUGUGGUGGCUGGCGGCGACGAGUGGGAAGUAGUUGAGAGAGUGCAGUGGUAG
Molecule: messenger RNA, 678 nt
Organism: Tricharina praecox
Lineage: Eukaryota; Fungi; Ascomycota; Pezizomycetes; Pezizales; Pyronemataceae
Exons: 2
Coding region: 1-678 (225 amino acids)
Source: RefSeq, a predicted model, not a curated record